AUGGUAAACAACUGCGCGGAGCCAUUGUCAGCUGUUCGUUGUAGUCGAUAUGGAGUGAUCAGACCAAGGUCGUUAAUUUUACGCAAUAUUUAUGCAAAAUUUUGCUAAGAACGUGGAUGUUUUGACGCAAGGCUUAAAAGCUGGCAUAUCAGGACUAAUGAACCUCGCAAGCCAAGGAAGUGAUCCUAAUAGUGGGGUUUUCUUUGUUAAUUUUAACCAAGACUGCACGUCUCUAGCUGUUGGAACAAAAACUGGUUAUCGCCUAUUUUCUCUCAAUUCGGUUGAUCACUUAGAGCAGAUAUAUGAAAAUGAUGCUGAAGACAUUUGCAUUGUUGAACGGCUCUUCAGUAGUAGCCUGGUUGCGGUUGUCAGCUUGUCGUCCCCCAGGAAGUUGAAAGUGUGCCAUUUCAAGAAGGGAACUGAAAUCUGCAACUACAGUUACUCAAAUACCAUUCUUGCAGUGAAGUUAAACCGCUCUCGACUUGUGGUAUGCCUUGAAGAAUCUCUGUAUAUACAUAAUAUUCGUGAUAUGAAGGUACUACACACAAUACGAGAUACUCCACCUAACCCUUCUGGGCUAUGCACGCUCUCUGUUAACAGUGACUGCUGUUAUUUGGCAUAUCCAGGUUCGAAUACAAUUGGAGAGGUUCAAAUUUUUGAUACCAUCAAUUUGCAUGCAAAGACCAUGAUUCCAGCUCAUGACAGCCCACUAGCAGCAUUAGCAUUUAGUACAUCAGGUACCAAAGUGGCAACUGCAUCCGAGAAAGGGACUGUCAUUAGAGUUUUUUUAGUGAACGAUGGGACAAAGCUCUAUGAAUUUCGGCGUGGAGUGAAACGCUGUGUCAGCAUAUCAAGUCUUGCUUUUUCAAUAGAUUCCAACUUCCUCUGCUGUUCCAGCAAUACUGAAACUGUUCAUGUGUUCAAGCUGGAAGAACCACGAGAAGAAUUGCGACGUGUGCCAUCAGAAAAUCAAGGCUGGAUGGGUUACCUGUCAAAGGCUGUGUCAGCAUCUGCCAAUUAUCUACCGUCGCAAGUAACAACCGUGUUCAGCCAAGGUCGAGCAUUUGCCACCGUUCAUCUUCCUUUCCAGGGACUCAGAAAUGUUUGUGCCAUCACAGUCAUACAAAAAGUCCUGAGGUUGCUUGUUGCUUCUGCUGAUGGUUAUUUGUAUGUUUACAAUCUGGACCCAAAUGAAGGUGGUGACUGUACUCUAUUGAAGCAACACAGACUGGAUGGGAAACUGGAGCAGCCAGCAGAACAGGCAGCUGGUGCAACUUGUAUAAGCCCUGAGAAUGCUCACUCUGCUUCCAAACCUGUUACUAAUGCGUCUGCACCACCAGGUGAUCACUGCGCCAUAAGUAGCUACGCUGGGAUAUUGAAGGGCUGCUCUCCAGGCUCCAUGUCAGGUACUGUUGAAUCUGAAAAAUUCCAUGAGAUGGCAGCUGCAACAGAAUCACCCCCAAAAGGUGGUUUUCGAUUUGAUGAUGAAAGUGAAUUUCCACCAGUCACCCAAAAAACAGAAUAGUGAUAGUUCUGUUUAUGACGUGGCAUAUCGACAAAGACCUCUUACAGAGUGUAGAGGCAUUUUCAUUGUACUGUUUACUAUGUGUGUGACACAGUUAUUGCAAGGUGCAUAAGUUCUUUUCCUAAUUCGUGAUGUAUGAAUUAUGUAAAUAACUGGUGCAUACGUACAAGAAUAAACACAAUGAACGUUACUGAUCUGAGAAGAAGUGCAGAAGCUUGUUGUGCACAUGCAUUUGAGAUGUGUGUAUCCUCAUAGCUGCAUUAUGCAGAGUGGUAGAAUUGAUAUGUUAUUGACUGAAUUCAGUUUACAGAAUUAUAAUCACAUUGUUGGCAAUGGUGGUAUCUUGAAUAGCAGUUGUUUUACACAUUUUAGAAUUUUGUAUUUGAUAAUUCCAUCAUAUUCAAAUGAGACAGAAUUUUGAUUACCACUGACAUUUAUAGCCAACACCUGCUUGUGUGUAAAAUAUUUUAAUGUUUGACACUGAGCAUUUACAUUAAUGAUGAUGGAGAACCUGUUCUCUUUUUGUGAUAAAGAAUUUUGCUUGUGCUUCCAUCCUUGAUGUCAUGCCUCUCUCAUUUCUUUUAGCAGUGGUAUGAUUGAGCUUGAAGAAAAAAGUUGCACUUCUUUCUAUGAAAAUUGAGUAAAAAAGUAAGAUUUUGUAAUUUCAGCUCAUAUUUAUCUUUAUUAAUAGAGCAUAAACAGUGAGAGUCCUGCAACUCAAAAUGAUACACACAAACUAUUUUUAAACCAAAAGUGCAUACAUUUCAAUGAUUUGUGUGUUUUGAUAUUGCAAAAAUGUACAUUGUGGCGCUGCACUUGUACACUCCACCGCAGUAUUUUCCCACAUCUGAUACCAUUUUAUGUGCUUUGUAUCUCUCACUGUUAAUAAAUUAAAGAACUUUCUUAUUGGAAGGUCUUACCUGUA
Schistocerca serialis cubense is the source of this 2450-nucleotide messenger RNA. It is a transcript of the gene Atg18a, whose product is annotated as WD repeat domain phosphoinositide-interacting protein 2. The record is from RefSeq and is a predicted model, not a curated record. Gene Ontology annotation, cellular component: phagophore assembly site membrane; cytosol; extrinsic component of membrane. Lineage: Eukaryota; Metazoa; Arthropoda; Insecta; Orthoptera; Acrididae. Gene Ontology annotation, biological process: autophagy of mitochondrion; protein lipidation; nucleophagy. Gene Ontology annotation, molecular function: phosphatidylinositol-3-phosphate binding; phosphatidylinositol-3,5-bisphosphate binding; protein binding. The coding region runs from base 92 to 1525 and encodes 477 amino acids. The transcript has 10 exons.